GGCACAGCUGGGAACAGACACUGAGCCAGGAUCUGUGACACUCAGAGGGAAGUGGCCGCAGUCAGUGGUGCUGGAGGAGAACACUCUCAUUCAGAAAUAUUACCAACACUCACAGUACAGGAUGGUAUGGAAACCGGAGUGUGAGUGUCCCCUCUGAGCGCCUGUGGCACGUUUCUGUAGUAUCUGCAGCACACAGGACUCGGCACAGGAUACAUACGUCCGGGAACCCGGGACCUAUAGUAGCAGAUCUGUAUUUGCAGAGGACAUGCAGAUACUCAUAUGGAUGUAGACAGGGGAGUGAUCCGUACAGUCUCUGGAGAGAUAGCCAAGUAAUGGGAGACGCCAGCGAGGAGAAAGUUCCUGUGAGAGGAGAGCAGGAAAUAAAACUUUGCUGAGGAAUAACUGAGACGAGCGUGUAAUGUACAGAGCAGGGAAGAGGAGCCUGUGAGGGAGCCGGGUUAUACUGACGCCGACCUGUGCGAGCUGAGGGCGAUACGUGUGUGAGGGAAGCCCGGCCAGGAUGGAGAGCUCUGUGCCCACACUGUGGAUUGCUGUCACCUGCCUGGCGUUUACUGUGCGCACUGUGCACCUGUACCAGAAUACUAGUCAUUGCAACCCAGAGAGGCAGUACAAACAUGACAGGCGAUGCUGCAAUAAAUGUCAACCAGGAACAUACAUGACUGCCAGGUGUACUUCUGUUGCAAACACCAGUUGCAACCCGUGUGGCCCCGAUGAGUACAUGAGUCUUUGGAACAAUGAUACGGAAUGUGUGCGCCAUAUAGUGUGUGAUCCAGGGAAAGCAUUGCAUGUUCUUCACAGUGGGAACCGAACUUUUCCCCGAGAGUGUGUGUGCACAGAGGGAUAUCACUUGGACGCACAACUAGAAAUAUGUAUGGAAAAUAGAAAAUGCCCCCCUGGAUUUGGAGUGCAGUCCCCAGUUGAACUAAAUAAAAAUAUUAUAUGUGCAACUUGCAAUGUGGGAUAUUAUUCCAACUCUACCUCGACAACAGACCACUGCAAGCCCUGGACAAACUGUACAGAUGUAGGACUAGAAGAGAUUGUUGCUGGUACUAACGUUUCUGAUGCUGUGUGUGACCGUCGCCUCCUACCUGAUUCGACACAAGUAAUAAUCCUUAUUACGUUACUCAUUUUGGCGUCAGUAUUAAUCAUUUUCUGCAUCUAUUUUGUGUGUUGUAUGAAGCAAUACAGCACCGUAAAAGAGACUGUGCAGGAGUGGGUACAUGGAAAAUGUGACCAGUUACGUAAAUCUGAGAAAAAAUCUCCAUACAGUGAACCAAUUAAAUCUGAGUCAAAAGACACAGCUUACAUCAAAAUAUCAGAUUCGCCCAUGAAGGAAAUCACCUACCCUCUUUAUUCAAAUAAUAAAAAAGAAUCAGAGGUUCAUCAAGGUAGAAUGGUUCCAAUAGAAGAUGAAUACAUGGAUCAGAGGCGAUCAUCUGAUGCCGAGAAUGGAAGCAUGUUUGCAGGCAUGGACUCAUUAUCAGACUUAGACAUUGGCUCUCUGGGAACCUUCCCUGGCUUCUCAGAUACUAGCUCCGAUAGAUUGCUGUCUCCAUCACAGGAGGAGGGGGUCAGUAUUCCACUGUAUUCACACCAUCAGUGUGGUCAGUCUGCUAAAGCCAUUCCUAGGAAGUGGACAGAGGAAAACUAUUCUAAUACAGACCCUGUGGACAACUUGUGUGGUCACUGUGCCUCGCAGCACACCUUCCAUCUAUUCUCACAGGAAGAGAGAAAUACUGACGAGGAGCCAUGUUUCCAAUUCACUAACAGCCAGUACACAAGGAGCAGUGCUGACAGCAGCCCUACAACAGAUAUACCGCCACCUCCGUCAGGAAAUGUGACAGGGAAUAACAACACAACGGUUAUCUCAACUGCCCCAGUGAUGAACAUUAAAACAGAUGUUGUUGUAGUGUACUAUAAUGCAGGCCCCCAGGACGCACACACAGCUCCUGAAAAUGAAGAAGGCAUAAGACGGCCAAUGCAGGAAGAGAGCCAGAGCCGCUGUGACAGCUUUGUAGGAAACACACAGUCUCACCGAUAUACGGAUAUUCCCAGCUGCUCAACAUCAGAUGCAGACAGCAAAAACGCUGCAGAUCAUAUAAGAGACCCCGACAGCCCAGUCACUUUAAGUCAGGAACAAUGUGACAUUAUGUUCUGUCAAAACACAGAUUCUCUGCCUGUGCAAGAGGAAGGAAAGCCUGAAUAUUAUCACUCAGAGAUUGUAUAAAGCCAUGAGCAGACAGACCGUUACAUGGAUACCGCAACGUACAAUACAGUACCUUGUGUAAGCACCACUUUCAGAGCCAGGAGAGCUGUCUGACCUGGGCACCCCAGUCAAGUUGGAAAUUCAUUUGUAUAACAUCUACAUCUGACAUCUGUGGUCUCUGUUGCUGAAUUUCCCAUAUGUCACUUAUUUAUUCAGUAUUUCUGCCUCUUAAAGUGGAAUAUGUACAUUAAAAAACUAUCAAGUAAGUUUUUAAAUGUUGUGUAAACUUAGAUAUAUUUUAACAUUGCAAUUUAUUUCAUUGCAAUAAGUUGUUGUGACACUCCCACUUAUUAUGUUAUUGUCUCUGGACAGCUUUUAGUGGCCCGCAAAACCUCUUCAUGCAGCCAUGACAGCAUCCUCUGGUUAUAAAGAAGGGGCUGGCUGCAAUAGUAAAGUGGAAUGACAUUAUAACAAAGCAAUGUUUUUUUUUACAGUAAUUAUAUUUAAAUUUACACAACAAAUUAUUUAACUUGUAUCUACACCAAGAGCAGGUCAUGUUUAAUUUGCUUUAUAUAACGGGGCAUUGGUCUUGGAAGCAUUAUUUCUCAUGUGCACUGUGAUUUGUUAGUCAGUGAUAUGGAGUCACAAGAAGUGUUCCUGUCAGGUGCCUUCUGACCACCUUACUGUAUGCAGUUUUCAUACCCUCCAACUGUAUUUUUUUGGCAGAUACAGUACCUUUUUUUUAUGGUCUGUACCUGCCAGAAAGGGCUUUGUACCGAUUUUUGACUCUCCAAUUAACAUUGAAAGUAUAUGAAAGGGGGCAUGACCACGCCCCCUUUACCCAUGACCACGCUCCCUUUCCUUAUUUGUACGGGUUUUUAUGUGUAAAAUGUUGGAGGGUAUGCAGUUUUCUCCAACUCACCCGUGUAUACCCUCUUUAUUAGACAGUCAGAUCAGCAAAGUGUUCAUAGCAGCAGGAGAUGACUGUUCUGAUAUUGGCCCUCAUUCCGAGUUGAUCACUCGCUAGCUGCUUUUAGCAGCAGUGCAGACGCUAAGCCGCCGCCCACUGGGAGUGUAUCUUAGCUUAGCAGAAGUGCGAACGAAAGGUUAGCAGAACAGUGCUGACAUUUUUUCAAGCAGUUUCAGAGUAGCUGCAGACCUACUCCUUCCUUGCGAUCACUUCAGUCUGUUUAGUUCCUGCUUUGACGUCACAAACACGCCCUGCGUUCGGCCAGCCACUCCCCCGUUUCCCCAGGCACGCCUGUGUUUUUACCUGACACGCAUGCGUUUUUUAGCACACUCACGGAAAACGGUCAGUUACCACCCAGAAACACCCACUUCCUGUCAAUCACUCACCGAUCAACAGAGCGACAGAAAAGCGUCGCUCGACCUUGUGUGAAACUGCAUAGUUUUUUGUGAAAGUACGUCGCGGGUGCGCACUGCGGCCCGUACGCAUGCGCAGAAAUGCCGAUUUUUAGCCUGAUCGCUGCGCUGUGAACAACGGCAGCUAGCGAUCAACUCGGAAUGACCCCCAUUGUGGGAGACAGUGAUAAGCAGGAAGCCACAGAAUAAACGGCAGAUGUAUUGUAAAUCACAUUUUUCAUGCAAAGAAUUUUUUUUUGAUCGUGGUGCUAAUAAAGGACUUUUCACCUGACUGUAUCAAAGUGAAUUCAAAUUCAACAAGUAUAUUUUCCUACGAUAAGUAAAAAGUAAACAAAUGGCCUCAGCAUAAGACCAUGAACAUCAUAGCAAAAUGUAAUAAAUCUAAGUAUUUUUUCAACUAUUUCAAAUCUGUUAUACUGUAAAAUAAAUUAUGGACAUGGUGCAGAAUUAUUUUACAAUACUAACUGGGGACAAUAAUUAAAAAACCGUGUGAAAAUGGAGUGACUUACACCUUAUACAGCUAUGUAGGAAUAUAUCUUUAAUUACUUUAUUGAUGCACCUUGAUAUGCCAAAUAAUAAAUUAAAGUUAUCAAAUUAUUAUGUUAAAAUGGGUAGUGACGUAACUGGUGGGUCGGGGGUAGGCAACCUGUGGCACUCUGGAUGCUGUGGAACUACACAGCCCAGUAGGUCCUGCCAAUUCACUAACAACAAUACUGUAGCAGGAUGUUCUGGGAUAUGUAGUUCCAUGGCAGCUGGAGAGCCAUAGUGGGUAGUGAAGUAACUAGUGAGGACAGUGUUAAGUUAGCUAAAAUGAGGGUAGAUGGGUGUAUAGGUAUUAGGGUCAAAUGUAAUAGAGUUAGAGUUUUAGAAAGUGAGAGAUUUGGUAAAGUUUUUCAUACCCCUUUCCCACUGCAAAUAUAUCCCGGGAUAUUCGACCCGGGUCAAGGUGCAGUCUAAAAGCACCACUUUUGAAUAUCCCAGGUCGAGUAACCCUGCAUUUCAACCCGGUAUUAAAGCAGUGUUAUACACGGGUUGGACCCGGGUCAAUGUGCACUCUAAAGUGUCCAACCCGGGUUAUUCAACCCUGCAUGCAUGUAAACGUGCUGAUUGGCUGUUCUUUGUGUGCCUUGAUGAUGUCAGCACUCAGCAGCCUGAGCCCUGCUACACAGGAGAGAACAGAGAGCAUUAGAGCUAUUAAGAAUUAGGGGUGAGGCAGAGAUUGCUAGGCAACUUACUUCAUACCUCCCAGCUUAUUAAAAGUACAAAGAGGGACCUUGGCGCGCGCUAAGUGCACCCAAAAAGGGUGUGUGACCUAUAUGAAAGGGGCGUGACCUUGUGGCAGAGCCUCAAUCGCGAGUCACGCUCCCUUGUACCGUCACUGAGGGGGCAUGACCAGCGCUCUCUGAGCUGCUGGCAUGCCUCUUCUCCCUCUGUCACCUGUGCAUGCGCACAGUGUCUAAUCACCACUGCUCUGCUAAGCAGAGCAGCAGUGACAGGAGCCUCCCAACUACCCCCCACCUCCACCGCAGGACUCUGCAGCCCAGGGGUGGGACGGCGGGACAGUCCCCCAAAGAACGUGACUAUUCCGCGAAAAUCAGGACAGUUGGGAGGUAUGUUACUGGAACAGUUAAAGAUGCAAUUGUGUAUAAAAACAUAGCUCUGUCCGCCAUGAUUCCUGCAAUGCUGUGAGCUGUCCCCUCCCUUUCCUUUUGUCCCCUUCUGACACCUCAUCUUUCUGAGCCAAAAAACAGUCCAUUUAAAAUGACAUCCAUGGGGGGAGAUUCAAUUCUUUUCACCCCUUUUCACACCCAUUCUGUUUCUGCCCUCAGGGGCGUGGUAUCAUUAUUUCAGCUUGCUACCUUCGGAGUAGGGAGGCACCCAACCCUUUACACAGCUAAACCUGAUUACUAUCGGCGCUAUAUGCGCAAUAACGGAGAUCAUUUUAGAAGGAAAUUGGGCGUGAUAUGUCAUUUGAAUCUCACCCAGUGUGUUUUAAUUGCUGACCCGGGCUGAGUUAAAAGGAGCUAACCCAACAAUAACCCGGGUUGAAAGUAUAGUGUUAAAGGGUCCGACCCGUGUCCGACCCAGAUUCAAAAUACCGGGUUGGACCCGGGUUUGCGGUGUGAAAGGGGUAUCAGUUUUUCUUAAAAUGGCAAUCAUUUACACUGCAAAACCAGGUUGAUCUUGCUGUGUAAAUGAUUGCCACUUUUAAAAAAAAAUUGCAAAACCUUACCAAAUCUCUCACUUUCUGAAACUCUCACUCUAUUACAUUUGGCUCCAAAUGUUUUGAUUAGUAGAGCAAAUCAAUUCUAUUCAAUGUUAUGUUGCCAAAAAGAUAUGCUCCCUCCUCAUAGAGUCAGAGAAGAGAUGAGAAUAUAUGUCUUUUCUCCAUGCAUUUUCAUGAAAUUCUACCUAACUACGGCAGUUACAUUCGAAAAAGAAAUUCAGUUCCUGUGCUGGAUGUAUUUGAAAAAGUCUCUGCUCUCUCCCUAGCAGAUAUGCCGCUGCGCUGCUGUAGUGAGCAGGGGAGAAGUGUUAGGGAGGAUCCACCACUGGAAGGGCUAGGGCCCUAACAGUGAUGUAUGCAAGGCUUCUGUCUCAGUGAUACAGUAUUGCUGCAAUAUAAAACACAUCUCUGUAUAAAUCAAAGUGUACACAUGCAACCUGUUUAUGAAUGUUACUGACACUUUAAAACAGCGAACCCCUGAUACAGUAGUGUUAGAACAGAAUGACUGUGGUAUAUUAAUGCUGCUUAUGUAACCCAAAUAUGAUACUUUGUUUAAAGCUAUAUAACAGAGGUGUAUUUAUGUUGCUUUGGUCCUAUAUGAAAGAUGACCUUAGCAGGAUUGCCAUAACAGGAGCAUGGCUAUUGGUGGGAUUCUAUAUUCUUUUCACUAGUUAUCCAUUCAAAUGAGACGUGUACUGAUUAUCAUACUGUAUAAUAUAGGAUAUUGUAACUUCACAAGUGGCAUCUAUUUUUGCACUUAAUAAUUAAUAACAUGCUAUACUUUCCACCAUGCUACCCUACCUUACCUCAGGUGGCAUCAAUAAAUGGCAGUUAGUAGAAUGAAAAAUGAUACAAAAAUGUUAUGACAACUUUCAGUCAGAGGUUGUGACUUACAGUAGGGCCCCUGAAUGACUUACUACAAGGAAAAUAUGUCUGUCAUCUGCCAUAAAGCUAAAUAAAGCUUUCUGUUGUUAUAUUUAAUGUAAAUAAGUUGUAGAUAUAUUUUUUCUGUUUGGUUUGGUUUUGAUUUAAGCCGAACCUGAACAAACAGUGCAUAACUUAUUUAUUAAUUAAGGUUUUAGUGCAGCAUUGUAACAUCCCCAUGUUUUCCUGCAUAGAGCACUGAUGAAUAAAUCAUUUAUGCACUGAUUUGUUGAGUUGUGCAUUGUAUCACUACCCCAUUGGACACGUUGGGAGACUAAUGAAGUCUCAUAACCUUUAUAGCCUGUCCUUAUCAUUAAACUGUAUAUUUGAUACAUAAAAAUAUCAGUAAAACUAAAGUUUAAAAAUCUGUUCAUAGCACCUAAAGGACCUGACUCAGAGAAAUACGCUAAUGCCAAUUUUCUACGCAUCGCAAUUGCAGAUAUCAGCAAGUGAAGCUGCCACCCAGAAAUGAAAAGAAAUGCCUACCAGAGCUACUGCAACUCAUUUACAAUUACAUACACAUAAUAGCUUAUACGCAAGAUCAUUAGGCUGAAGGGUAGACCUAUGGCUACACAGACUGGACCCGGCAGUAGCCACACAGGUUUUGUACGUUAGGGCUUGCAGCUGACAUCAGAUACACGCCACGAAAACGGCCAUGACAUGCCUGCGUUUUAACAACAAGUCCCCGCUAACACCAUGUAAACACCCCCAAAUGGUCACUUCCUGUCAAUCACUUUGCAAAGGAAUCCUUAUUGCGUGCGGGUUCACAGCAUCACCUUGAUGCAUGCGCAGUGCGAAUGCAGCACAUGAUCAGUCUCACAAUAAUUGCUUAGUUCUGCAGAACAUCGGCUUUGUGUACUUCUCUGAAUCUGGCUCAGAGUGUAAUCAUCACUCACAAACACAGCUGUGGCAGCCAUUUUAUAAGCAAAAUAAGUACAGGCUUACACAACAAAAUGUGCAGGAACACAUCAUAUUAAAGGCAACCAUUUCGGAACAAACAACCUUUUUAAUAUGCAGAGCCGUAACUAGGUGUGUGCCGAGUGUGCUCAGCCCACAGCGCAUAGAAACUGCUGGCAGGGAACCGGCACUCCCGUAUCCACCAAUAUGACCUGACACCCACCGCCAGUGGCAGUGAUGCCACUGCCCGCUGUAGUGUAUGUAGCACUGCUACAUACAUUGAUUAUAGUACUGCAGCUGCCCCCCUUCUGUCAGCAUUUAGCUUAAACUCUGGAGCUCCACCUUUCAGGUCACUGCACGGUGUACUGAGAGUGUAGGGAGAGACGUCUCUCCCAUAGUACUGAAGGAGGAGCGGCGGUAGCAUCCGGUGAGUCACCCAGUGGGGACUGGGGGGGAGCGAGAGCUCAGCAGGACUUAAUUUAGCCCUUUGCCACUAUCGGAGGCUACUCAAAUAGCAGCACUGAGCCUAGCCUACCUAUACUUCAUGAAUAUGGGCACUGUGCGUACACUGCUGAGAGUAGACUGCAGAGUGGGCCCGGUGUUUAUUUGAGGGGGCUCUACCUGGCGCAAUGUGUAAAAGGUAGCUCUACCUGAUGCUGGAAAAGGGCACUCUACCUGGUGAAAUGUGUAAAAGGGGGCUCUACCUGGCUUUGUAUAAGGGGGCUCUGCCUGGUGUAAUAUGUAAAAGAGGGCUCUACCUGGUGUAUGGGGGCUCUACCUGGUGCAAUGUGUAAAAGUAGACUCUACCUGGUGCAAUGUGUAAAAGGAGGCUCUACCUGGAGCAAUGUGUAAAAGGAGCUCUUCCUGGCAUUGUAAAAAGGGACUCUACCUGGCAUAAUGUGUAAAAGGGGUCUCUACUGGGCGUAAUGGUUAAAAGGGGACUCUACCUGGUGCAAUGUGUAACAGGGGCUCUACCUGGCACAAUGUGUAAAAGGCUCUGCCUGGCAUAAUAUGUAAAAGGAGGCUCUACCUGGAAUAAUGUGUGAUGGGCUCUACAUGGAGUAAUAUGUAAAAGGGGGCUCUACCAGGCAUAAUGUGUAAAAGGGGACUCUACCUGGCGUAAUGUGUAAAAGGGGCUCUACCUGGAAUAAUGUAUAUAAGGGGCUCUGCUCUACUGGGGUAUCAUAUGUGAAAGGGUGCUCUACCUGGCAUAAUGUGUAAAACGGCCUCUACCUGGCGCAAUGUAUAUAAGGCGUUCUACCUGGUGUAAUGUGUAUUAGUGGCACUCUGAGUGGCAUAAUUUAAAUAAUGGAGACUACUGUGCGACGUUAUACGAAUUUGUAUUAUUUUGUGACCACGCCCCUUCCCCAUCAAGACACACCCUUAUAUUUUGGCCUCAACCUUUGGCUCGCACUGUCCCUGUUUUAAUUUUGUGGGGGAGGGGACACACCAAUUCUGUUUCUGGCACAAAACACCAAAAUGUCUAGUUACAGCUCUGUUAUUAUGUGUACCUGUGCAUGUUGCUGCAUGAAUAAAAAGCUCAUACAAGCUAUUGUUUUAAUAAUUACAAUUGUUUGUGUGUAGCCUUGUACUUCGCUUAUUUUAGACAAACUAAGGUUUUGAGGAGACCUGGAUAACUGGAAGCCACUUUAUGGGCUCAAGCGUUUCCCAUGAAAAAGCAGCCAUAGAGGUGCGCAGUGAUGUUGGGGUAUUGCAUUCUACAGCAAUGUGGAGAUUUUAAUACAGGCUUAUUAGUUCACUAGAAACUAGUGAUUAAUGAGGCACUUUAUGGUUCCGGUAAAAUGGUUGUCACCUUGUUUAUAGUGGCAGGUGUAUUUUAACACUUUAAAAAUGCAUUUACUUUGCAAACAUUGCACAUAAACUAUGCAUAUAGGACCUCAUUCCGAGUUGAUCGCUCGCUAGCUGCUCUUAGCAGCAGUGCAAACGCUAAGCCGCCACUCUCUGGGAGUGUAUCUUAGCUUAGCAGACGUGCGAACGAAAGGAUCGCAGAACGGCGUCUAAAUUUUUUCAAGCAGUUUCUGAGUAGCUGCAGACCUACUCCUACCUUGCGAUCACUUCAGACUAUUUAGUUCCUGUUUUGACGUCACAAACACGCCCUGCGUUUGGCCAGCCACUCCUCCGUUUCCCCAGGCACGCCUGCGUUUGUAUCUGACACGCCUGCGUUUUUCAGCACACUCACGGAAAACGGUCAGUUACCUCCCAGAAACGCCCCAUUCCUGUCAAUCACUCAGCGGUCAACAGUGCAACUGAAAAGCAUCGCUAGACCUUGUGUGAAACUGCAUCGGCUUUUGUGAAAGUACUUUGUGCGCGCGCAGUGCGCACCAUACGCAGAAGUGCAGAAUUUUUGCCUGAUCGCUGCGCUGCAAACAACGGCAGCUAGCGAUCAACUCGGAAUGAGGGCCUUAGUCCUAACCCACAUUUAUAUUAUUGUGCAUUCUGUUCUUGCACAGAAUAGUCCUGUUGUAAUGCUUGUUGCUGUUUACUGGAUGUCCUCUGUGAAAUCUGAUUCAUUAGAACUGUGCCCAACAAGAUAAUGGUGCUAUUUCUUGUGUGAGUUUCAGCAGCUAACACUGCCAUCCACUCAGCCAUUUAAUCACAUAUACCAAGCUACACAUUUGUUAAAUGUUUUGUGAGAUUGUUAAAAUUACUUUUUAAUGAUUAUACUAUGUAAAACUCAUGCCUGUAAAUAUUUGGCUUCAAUAAUUGCUCAGGGAAUAAUGAUCAAAAUAUAAUGGAAAUAAAAAGUGUGUGAACUGUU
Molecule: messenger RNA, 10437 nt
Organism: Pseudophryne corroboree (corroboree frog)
Lineage: Eukaryota; Metazoa; Chordata; Amphibia; Anura; Myobatrachidae
Gene: TNFRSF11A
Product: TNF receptor superfamily member 11a
Exons: 10
Coding region: 521-2248 (575 amino acids)
Biological process (GO): multinuclear osteoclast differentiation; response to interleukin-1; ossification
Cellular component (GO): external side of plasma membrane
Molecular function (GO): cytokine binding; tumor necrosis factor receptor activity
Source: RefSeq, a predicted model, not a curated record